AUGCCGUCUUCCUUUUUCUGGCUCUUCGCCCUCGUCGGCACUCCUAUUCUUGCCUACUCGCCCAAGAACGAGUACACUUUCACAUAUGUCUUUGUCCUCUUGACAGUUGAAUUCCUUCGUGCCUGUUGCAGUGGCCACAGCGACGAGUAUCCACCCUACCAAGCAACGCCCUACCAAGCGUCGUCCUACAAAGCAACGCCCUACCAAGCGUCGUCUUACAAAGCAACACCCUACCAAGCGUCACCCUACCAAGCGUCACCCUACCAAGCGUCACCCUACCAAGCGUCACCCUACCAAGCGUCACCCUACCAAAAGUCACCCUACCAAGAGCCACUCUACCGAGUACCCUCUCCCAUCAAGCCAAAGGCUACCUCUCCCACACCUGUGUCUGUAUUUGGAUACAACCCCGUCCACACCCCUUCACCACCCGAAUACGACGACGACUGGUAUACCAGUUGCGACGAUUUCCGCGCCAGAUACGAGGAGCACUAUUCCAGAUACGAUGAUCCCACGCCAACAUACAACAUCCCAAAGCCUUCCCCUCUCCCUUCCUCGGUCUACGGACAUUCACCCGACCUCCCAACGUAUUGCGGACAGGAACUACAUGAACACGUCGAACAACACGCAAUGGGUCGGUACCUAUACUACGGGAGGCUCUCGGACGCCCCCUCCUCUUCGUUCAUCAUUCGCGACGAGGCUCGGUGUGUUCUCGGCAUGUUCACUUGCAAAUCCCCAUACUGUCCCUUUCCAGCCAGGGCACACCGAGGGCAACGUAUCUGGAGUUCGGGCUCAAUCUGUGUCCGGGUGCUGGUCAACUCUGACGACGAAUACCAAACGAUCAUCCAUGCCCAGCAGUGUAAUACGUGCGGCCAGUUUGUUAAGCCCGAUAUUGACGAAGAUGUGUAUGCCAAGAGGAUUGUGGGCGCGCUGGAUUUCUGGACGGGACGGAGCCGCCGAGAGGCACGCAAUACUGAUUUUGUCAAGACGAGCCCUCAUGACUCUAAGCGGUGCCAUGGUUGUCAGAAGGGGAUUUCCCAAGUAACAUCACACCGCUACGCGACCUGCGAUAUCGUCGGCCAUUUCAUCACCUGUUACAACUGUACCCUCACCCAUACCUGCCAUUCUGGAAUCAUUUACACACAGCUCUUCAUGGCGUCCAACGGUCGGUACGGCACGAUUAUAGAUGCACAGCACUAUGCGAACAAGGGAUUCCAACCCGCCGCUGCCACUUUGACGUCUAUCCCGCCGUCUCCAGAGCGCAAACUGACUCCAGGCAAGGAAUUCGAUGGAUCCUACCUCCACGCCGAUGUCGCCCGCAAAUCCAACUCCCGCUACAACUACGACGAGAACCUGACAAAGUUGACUUGUGGACGAGCCGGGUCCCGAAGCAUCCUUGGUCAUUUCGUUUGCAAGACCUGCAACCCUCCUCACAAGUGGUAUUCUGGCACUAUUUGCACACAGCUCUUCGUUGAUUCCAAUGACCAGUACCGGACUAUCUUGCAUGCCCAGCAGUGUCGACGCUGUGAGACUUAUGUUAAGCCCAAAAUGGACAAGGAGAAUUAUGUCAAGAAGGUUGUGAGCACGUUGGAUCUGUGGACGGGUCGUCGGGAGCGACUGGAGCCGAGGGAUGACUUCAAGGAGACCGAUAGUCACGACGAGGAUAGGUGCCAUGUUAACCCCUGCCCAACCAUCCUUCACUCCACAACACAAAUCCACACACAAAUCCACAACCCACUCUCCAAACAAAAGGACCUCAGCCCCCCUGCUUCUUCCACCUCCAUGUUUUCUUCAACCCUGCCACCACCCAAACUGGUCCGAGGCAAGGAAUUCGAUGGCGCCGACCUCCACGCCGCAGUCAUUCGUGGAUCUGGUCACCAUUACAAGUACAACCAGCAGCUCUCAAACGCUACAUCUGACCGCCCGGACCAGUCCCGAUUCAUCGUUGGCAGUUUCACGUGCACCAGAUGCUCCUGCACCCGAAACCACACUUGGUACUCUGGCGUCAUUUGUACCCAGAUCUUUUUUACCUUGGAUGAUCGUUACCGAACCAUCUUGCACGCCCAGCAGUGUCGACGUUGUCAGGCCUAUGUCAAGCCCGAGGUUGAUGAGGACAACUAUGUCAAGAAGAUUGUGAGCGCGUUAGAUCUGUGGUCGGGUCGUCGGGAGCGAAUGGAGCCGACGGGGGACUUCAAGGAGACCGACCCUCAUGACAAGGAGAGAUGUCAUGCUGAGUACGCCAAGAAACCCACCUCCACUACUUCCUCGGACAUCGCCGCGGAAACACACCGCGGAAAAGCAGCCUCGAUAGUCGACCAAGACCUAGACGACCCCCACGUGCAACAGACCAUAGACUCCCUCGACCUCGACACGGCCGCAGAGCUCAAAAGCCGUCAUAGUUCUCACGAUACAGCUGCCCUCCUCAACAAGGAUGGGCUCGAACUUCAGCAAGAUGAUGUCAUUAUAACAUCUACAGCAACAACAACAACAGCCACGUCGGUACUGUUGGAGGAUAAGCAGCGGUCCGAGGAAGAGUUCUCCUGGUUCGUCGACAAGACCUACUCCACCACCACCACUUCAAACUCCGAAGAUGGCGACGACAAGGUUUCAUCACAAGACUUUGUCCCACUCUGGAAACGCAACGCCCGCGGCAAACACCAAAAGCACUCCAAACACCACCAUUCCAAACCCACUUCCACCUCUCCCAACAAGAACGAGAUUGAAGACUUGAAGGACGCGCCGGUAGCGAUCCGGGGUCUGGUCCGGAUGCUGGAACAUGAACGUGCUCGCAAUGUCACGGUCAUGGAUAUGCGCCAAAAGUGUGAUUGGACCGAUUGGAUGGUUAUUGCUGAGGGGCUCUCGGAGCGACAUGUUGGAAACGUUGCCGAUCAAGUCUACACCGCUUUGAAGAAGAUGCAGCCAAAGACAUCCCCACCGCUCAUGGAAGGUCGGUCCACUCCAGACUGGGUAGUCAUCGACACAGGUUCAAUCAUCCUACACUUCAUGACCCACGAAACCCGUAAAGAACGGAACCUCGAAGGCCUCUGGGGCGCCGUCAAGGAUCCUCUCAAGUUAAAAGACGCAGAAGAGAUCUCGUGGGAAGACGUCCAGAAGAAACUGACAGAGAGCUGGAUGGAGGAUCCAGGACGGUCAAAGGGAGCGGAGCAUGGGAGUAAACGUGGACGGAGGGGAGAGGAGGAUCUUUCGUUGGAUGAAGUUGUCAAGGGCUGA
Linnemannia hyalina is the source of this 3228-nucleotide messenger RNA. NCBI's taxonomy places the organism in Eukaryota, Fungi, Mortierellomycota, Mortierellomycetes, Mortierellales, Mortierellaceae. The record is from the annotation of a GenBank genome assembly.